Aspergillus uvarum CBS 121591 is the source of this 624-nucleotide messenger RNA. RefSeq lists its product as uncharacterized. The transcript has 2 exons. The record is from RefSeq and is a predicted model, not a curated record. NCBI's taxonomy places the organism in Eukaryota, Fungi, Ascomycota, Eurotiomycetes, Eurotiales, Aspergillaceae. The coding region runs from base 1 to 624 and encodes 207 amino acids.
AUGGCGCCACUGAUGGAUACUCCCGCGGGCCGUGGAACCUCUGCAUUCCAUGACCAGAUAUCUGCUUCAUCUUUCUCGCUGACUGCGUUGAUCUCUGCAACGGUUGACAACGGCGCAGCGGUCAUCGAGCGCUGGAGGACAUGGGCAAUUGGUCAAGCAUCUGCUCUGCUUGAUCAGCAUCUGACCGUCGCCUCGGAGUUCAACGCCAAGAUCGAAGGCCCGCUGUACUGCAAUCUGCUGGGUCCAACACAGUGGCCUUCCGAGGGGUCGCUGCCGGAAUUUGCGCCUCUCGUGCAACAGCCGAUCAAGGAGGUAGCGGGAGUCGCAAACACCGUCCGCGGGCUGGCCGCCAAAGCGAUGGGGAUUGACAACCGUCUGUUGGACCAGCUGUUCGAUGCCAAGCAGCAGUAUCGUGGACGGAUGAUCAAGUACCCAUCUCCGCCUGCCGAUGCGGAUCCGGCAGCGGUGCAGGCAUUGGGUGCCCACCAGGACACUGCGUUUGCAACCCUCAUUUGCCAAUUGACUGACCAUAUCUCGCUGCAGGUGCAGAACGCCCAAGGGACCUGGAUCGAUUGUCCGCCUGUGCCUGGAUACCUCCACCACCGCCCUAUCUGCAGACGCUAA